Molecule: messenger RNA, 4475 nt
Organism: Oreochromis aureus
Lineage: Eukaryota; Metazoa; Chordata; Actinopteri; Cichliformes; Cichlidae
Product: alpha-mannosidase 2-like
Exons: 24
Coding region: 336-3785 (1149 amino acids)
Biological process (GO): N-glycan processing; protein deglycosylation; mannose metabolic process
Cellular component (GO): Golgi membrane
Molecular function (GO): alpha-mannosidase activity; carbohydrate binding
Source: RefSeq, a predicted model, not a curated record
CAGGAAGGAAAACAAACGGCAGUGCGCAGGCGCAGCAGCAGUAGCAGGCUGGUCUGUCUCUGCCAAAAGUCCGAACUUUAUUUUUGUUCGAUUUUAAGAAACUUUUAAUUUAUUUUUUGUUUUUUAUUCGGUUCAUUUUCGCGGGAGGCUGAGGUCACGCAGUGUCGUCAUUGCGCACGUGAACUGCGGCACGAGACGCAGGGAGAGCGCGAGACCCGCCAGCUUUUGUACCACCCGGAAGUAAGAAAGGAAAAGUCUGAGUUCGUAAAGUUUGAUGAAUUUUCUGUCGGAGGCUCUUAGACCUGCAGCGGAGAGCAUCAGGUGAGCGGGCAGCGAUGAAGAGGAGUCGGCUGCUAGCGGUUCUGGUGGGCGGAAUCUUCUGCGUGGCUGUGAUGUCACUGUACCGCAUGCUGGACCUCAUGCAGGGGUCAGAGUCUAAGCGAUACGGGGAGACGCCUGGUGGACAGGUGGAUGAGGAUUUGGCCCACCUCCAGCAGAAGAUUGACAGGUUGGAGCGUCACCUUAGCGACAACAACCGAUUGGUUGCCAUGCUGCGUGACUCUCUGCUCCAAAGCAAAGCAUCAGCAUGGAAAAGAGCCAACAACAGUUUAGAUUCCGCCCUCGGCAGCAGGGGUGAGGCUCUUCCUGGCUGCCGAUUGGCUGAAGAGAUGAAGGACGGAGUGGAUGGAGUUCAGCUACUGGAUGUUUACGACCUCCUGCCCUUCGAUAACCCCGAUGGCGGUCCCUGGAAGCAGGGCUUUGAGAUCACUUACAAGGGCGACGAGUGGUCGGAGCAACCUCUGGAGCUCUUCCUGAUUCCACAUUCACACAACGACCCUGGCUGGAUAAAGACGUUCGACGCGUACUACCACGACCAGACGAGACACAUCCUCGACAACAUGGUGGUCAAACUGAGCGAGGACAGCAGGAGGAAGUUGAUCUGGGCUGAAAUCAGUUAUUUCUCCAAGUGGUGGGACGACAUCGACGACCAGAAGAGAGCGGCAGUCAAACGCCUAGUGGAGGCGGGGCAGUUGGAGCUGGUAACGGGCGGCUGGGUGAUGCCCGACGAGGCAAACUCUCAUUACUUCGCUAUGCUGGAUCAGCUGAUGGAGGGACACCAGUGGCUGCAGAAACACCUGGGUGUGAAGCCGAGGAGCGGCUGGGCCAUCGACCCGUUCGGCCACUCCCCCUCUAUGGCGUACCUGCUGAAGGGGGCGGGGCUUCACAACAUGCUUAUCCAGAGAGUUCACUACUCUAUCAAGAAGCACUUUGCCCAGCAACAGACGCUCGAGUUUCUAUGGCGACAAAGCUGGGACUCCUCCUCCCGUAGUGACAUCACAUGUCACAUGAUGCCCUUCUACAGCUAUGACGUGCCGCACACGUGCGGUCCAAACCCAGCGGUCUGCUGUCAGUUUGACUUCCAGCGGUUGCCUGGGAGACGGACCUUCUGUCCAUGGAAGAUCCCACCAAAGCCAAUCACAGACCAGAAUGUCCAGGAGAGAGCGCUCCUCCUGCUGGAUCAAUACCGUCAGAAGUCGCGACUCUUUCGCUCAUCUGUCCUUCUUGUUCCUCUUGGCGAUGACUUUCGAUACGUGGAGUCAAGCGAGUGGGACGUUCAGUUUAACAACUACCAGAAACUCUUUGAUUACUUCAACCGACACCCAGAGCUCCACAUCAAGGCUCGUUUCGGGACGCUUUCUGAUUACUUCCAGGCUCUUCAUCAACGUCUGAGCACCACGAGAACGACUCUGCCGAAGCUCCGCGGAGACUUCUUCUCGUAUGCCGACCGAGACGAUCACUACUGGACCGGGUACUUCACAUCCCGGCCAUUUUACAAACGCCUCGACAGGAAGCUGGAGGCCACGCUGAGAGCGACGGAAAUCCUCUUCAGCCUGACACUGGCUGAGAUGCGUCGUUCCCAUAGCGAUGGUCGUCUGGCUGAAAAUUUUCCAGCACGUGAGUACUUCCAGUGGCUGACAACGGGGAGGCGGAACCUGGCGCUCUUCCAACACCAUGAUGCCGUUGCUGGCACCGAACGGGAACAUGUGGUGGUUGACUAUGGUACCAGGUUAUUCCAGUCGAUCCUGAAUCUACACCAGGUGUUGCAGAGCUCCGCUCAUUGGCUGCUUCUAUUGGACAAGAGCCAAUAUCACCACGACCAAUCAAAGCCCUUCUUACAAAUGGACGAAGUAAUCUCGGCGCAGGACGCUCUGCCUCAGAAGACCACGCUCUCACUCAGUUUAGAGCCCAGGUCAUUGAUCAUCUUUAAUCCCACCGAGCAGCUCCGUACCUCCGUCAUCAGCGUUGUCGUUGACUCUCCGGACGCACAGGUUGUUGACGCUGAAACGGGCCGACAAAUGGCCGCUCAGAUCUCUGCGGUGUGGGCGGAGCCAAACCAGCCAUCCACAGACACUUUCCAGCUGUCCUUCGUGGCUGAACUUCCUCCUCUGUCACUCGUCGUGUACCAUGUGACCAAAGCAUCCUCUGGCUCCACCCCUCGGGCACGCUACACAGUUCAUCGUCGUGGCAACCCGCCAGAUAUCCACACCGAGCACUUCCAGGUGUCCAGCCUUCAAGGAUCUGAGGCAGACGCACCCCUGUCGCUUAGCAACAAACAUGUCCAGAUAUGGAGCUCACCUGAAACGGGCCUGCUGGAGAAGCUCCGCCUGCAGUCUGGUCUAGUCCGUAAGAUCCAGGUUCAGUUCCUGUGGUACGGAACCAGAACCGGAUCCCGGGACAAGAGCGGAGCCUACCUGUUCCUGCCCGCGGAUGAGGGGGCUCAGCUCUACACAUCCUCUGAACCUCCAUUGGUCCGCGUCUCCAAGGGUCCCAUCUUCUCUGACAUCACUUCCCAUUUCCCACACUUUACACACACAGUGCGACUCUUCCACCUGGAUGGGCAUGCUGGGAAAUCCCUGGAGAUUUCAAACUUGGUGGACAUUCGGUCUCAGGUCAAUCGUGAGCUCGUCAUGAAGAUUGUUAGUGACGUUGCCAGUGGCAACCGCUUCUACUCUGACCUCAACGGCUUCCAGAUGCAGCAGCGUCGAACGCUGGCGAAGCUCCCCCUGCAGGCUAACUUCUACCCGAUGACAUCAGCAGCGUUCCUGCAGGACUCGACGAGUCGCCUGUCGCUGCUGUCGGCUCAGAGCCAGGGUGUCGCGUCACUCAAACCAGGUGAACUGGAGCUGGUGUUGGACCGGCGCCUGCAGCAGGACGAUAACCGCGGCCUUGGGCAGGGUGUCACUGACAACAAGCUGACAGCGAGUCUCUACCACUUGCUGCUGGAGGACCGUGGGGGCGGGGCUAAGGAAGUGGGAGGAGCCUCAGUUGAUCACCUGUCGCUGCUUGCCCACCUGGCCUCCCUCUCCCUCUGCCACCCGCCCAUGACCAUGGUUGCCCCCAGCAACAGCCAGCUGCCAAAGCUCCGCCCUUUCCAGCCGCUCCAGUCGUCGCUGCCAUGCGACAUCCACCUGCUGAACCUGAGGACGCUGGAGGACACGCAGGAAGCAGAUACACCAUCACAGGAAGCUGCCCUGUUCCUCCACAGGAAGGGCUUUGACUGUAGCACCGCCCCCAAGCCGGCGCCUCAGUGCACGUGGAGCGAGCAUGAAGAGGUGAACCUGGACGACCUUUUCUCUCCGCUUCAGUUCCGAUCAGUCCGUCGGUCAGGUCUCACGCUGCUGCGAGCUGACGACGAGCCAGAGACCGCCCAACAACGGCAUCCGCCGCGCAUCGCACAGCUGCGGCCAAUGGAAAUCAUCGCUUUCCGCGUACAGAUGGACUGAAAAUGAUGACACUGCUGCAGCUACUGAGCAGAGAUUGGUACUCAUGGUUCUCACAAUCAGAGAGCAGACAAACAGGGACUGAAAAAAGUCAAAUUUAAGGUGAAAAGAAGCAGAAAAUUCGAAUAUUUAACAGAGAAAUUUAUUUUUAAUCUCAGAUGAUUGUCAGACUCGGAGAGAAAAUCUUUCAGGGACCAAAACAAAACAGGAAACAAUAAAUAGUAAGAAAGGAUUCUUUCAAAAUAAAAGCCAUGAUGUUUUCUAGUUUUCUAGCGUAGAUCAAAGGUCACAUUAUUUAUUCAAAUUGAGAAACACUGAAACUGUGACCAGUCAGUUUGUCCGUUCGGUGUCCAAUGAGCGUGUGCGAGAGUGUUUCUAUGGUGAUGGUCUGUUACUGCUGUUUUACCUGUGAGAGUGGAAGUGUGUGUAAUUUUGUGUCAUUGCUCUGCUUCUAAAUGCACAUAUUGAUAUUUUUUUUAUGAUUUAGUUUGUUGUUGCUGUGAAAAGAGAAGUUGCAGGGAAUUCUGGGAAAGCUUUUUUUAAUGUAGAGAUUCUCUCGGGUGAAAGAAAAAAACAGAAACGAUUAGUUAAAAUGUUUUUACUGCGGGAUAAAUUUGUGUUAAUAUAAAUAAAAGGUUUUUUUUAAUAUUUCUGAAUAAUUUUUUACAAUAAAGUUCAGAGUUUCCUGUUUAA